AUAACCAUUUAGUGACUUGUUUUGUUUGCACCGAAGACCGAUGAAGCGAACGAUAACUGCCUUUUGUUGGGAUAAUAGUUGUUAUUUGUGACAUUCUUCUAAGUGAAAAAAUAUUGAAAAACAAUGGGAGGUGCAAUGAGCAUUGAAGUGCCAGGAGGUGGAACAGAAGGCUAUCAUGUGCUGAGGGUCCAGGAUAACUCUCCAGGACAGAGAGCCGGCCUGGAGGCCUUCUUCGACUUCAUCCUGGCUAUCGAGAACACCCGCCUGGAUGUAGACGACGACACGCUGAAGAAGCUGUUGAACCAGCAGGUGGAGAAGGAGACCAAGAUGAUGGUCUACAGCAGCAAGACGCAGCGCGUGCGCGAGGUGAAGAUCGUGCCGUCGAACGUGUGGGGCGGCCAGGGACUGCUGGGCGUCAGCAUACGCUUCUGCAGCUUCGAGGGCGCCAACGAGAACGUCUGGCACGUGCUGGAGGUGGAGCCCAACUCUCCUGCGGAGCUGGCCGGCCUGCACGCGCACACCGACUACAUCAUCGGCGCCGACUCGAUGCUGCACGAGAGUGAGGACCUCUUCCAGCUGAUCGAGACGCACGAGGGCAAGCCGCUGAAGCUGUUCGUCUAUAACUCGGGCCUGGACGCGUGCAGGGAGGUCACCAUUACGCCCAAUUCCCAGUGGGGCGGAGAGGGAAGCCUGGGUUGCGGCAUUGGCUACGGCUAUCUGCACCGCAUUCCGAACGUGGAGGCCGCACGCAAGCCGCCGCCGCCGCCGGCCGCUAACGUACAGACGGUUCAGCUGGCGGCGGCGCCGACCGCCCCCGCCCCCGCCCCCGCCGCCGCCGCCGGGACGGAGCAGCCGUCCGCCGCCCAGCCGCCGCCGAUGCCGGCGACCUCAGCGGCACCGGCGCCAGCGGCUCCACAGCAGCCACCGGCUCCUGAGACCGCCGUGGCUCCGUCGGCCCCGGCCGCCCCCGCACCGGCCGCCCCGGCCCACCCGACUGAGAUGGGAGCCGUGCCGACGGUGGCCGCCGUGCCCGCGUUCAGCCCUGGCUUCUUCACGUCACCGCCGGCGGCCGGCGGAGCGACCGACCCGUUCGCAGCCGCCGCGCCAGUGUCUGCUGUGCCGCCGCCGGCGCCGCUCCCCACCAUUUCGGGGAUGCCGCUGACCACCCCGAUCAGCCUGCCGGGCAUGCCGCCGCUGACAGUGAGCGCCACGCUGCCACCCGGCACUCUUCAACCGGCUUACAACGCCGCCGCAGUCUCGGCCGCCGCCACGGCCGUCACAGGGACGUCCGGGGUGCCGCCGUCCACUCAGCCCUACGUGCCACCGCCCUCCGUGCCGCACAUCCCCGGCUACCCAGCCGGACCUGCAGCGACGGUGGCGACACCUUUCUCGACCGCAGCGGCAACCGUAGCGCCACCUGCCGUGACGGCGUCCGGCGCAGCGCAGACCGCGCCGCCUCCCCACUUCGCCGGCCUGGCGGCGGGGAUGAGCGGCCUCACAAGAUAAAUGCGACAGGUUGAAAACGAACCACAAGAGUAUUGGCAGCCUGAGCACAUGAGCAACAUCUGAAAAUAUCGGUGGGAUUAGAAAACCCUUCUACGAAGAGGCCCCACCUUCCUUGGACUUGUCGCACCAGCGACGGGAGUCUGGUUAGCCAACCGGCGCACACGCCCAUGGUGGUCAUGUGCUGAACUGUUUGUUUGAUUGCACGCCACUAGAUGUCGGUGGCUGCGCGGUGCCGAUGGAGAUAUGUUGUGGAGCACCGGGAGAUAAUGCUGCUUAUUAUAUUGCUGGGUGUUGAGAGUGGAAAGGUUUGCUGCGCUUCUGGUGAAGGGAGAAUGUCGCGUGCGAGAGGUAGAAAUAAACCGCCUCGUCAGCGCCUCGCAGGACGACUAGUAGAGCAAUGACGGUCUGUGUGCUGCACAUAAUAUUAUUAUGUUUAUCCAAUUCCGUGUAAAUACAUAUUAUGGUCCGGGGAUGGGUCCGGAAAGAAAA
Messenger RNA from Amphibalanus amphitrite, 1995 nucleotides. RefSeq names its product Golgi reassembly-stacking protein 2-like (gene Grasp65). Gene Ontology annotation, biological process: Golgi organization. Gene Ontology annotation, cellular component: Golgi apparatus. The record is from RefSeq and is a predicted model, not a curated record. Lineage: Eukaryota; Metazoa; Arthropoda; Thecostraca; Balanomorpha; Balanidae. Gene Ontology annotation, molecular function: protein binding. The transcript has 10 exons. The coding region runs from base 124 to 1506 and encodes 460 amino acids.